GGUCGCGAGAUCUGUAUUCUGGGCUGCUGGCCUUUUGGCUGUCAAUCUGUGUGUUUUCAAUCGUUGAUUUCCGAGGUCGCGAAUAAACGUGAAUUAAAUCCCAUGACAUUUACAGUGUAGUGUAAGAAUAGAGAGCAAGAGUGCCCGAGGAUAUUUAAUCGUUUCAAAAAUUCGCAAGAUAUCAUAUCACAUAUGCAAGAAGUGAGAGAUUACGAUAAUAAAAAAUGACGAGUAAAAAAGGCCAUACGGUGCGAAUCGAGACGGAAAUUGAUAAAAAUCGAAGCGAAGGAAAUUGGAAAAAGGUUAUAGAAUUAGCUGACCAUCUCAAGGAAAUUUAUCCCAGUAACGAAUGUCUAGCAAAUUUCCUCAACGGCGAAGGUCGCCUGGAAAGUUUUUUGGAUCAAACUCCUCCUGUAGAUGCAAAUGUCAUCAAAGCAAAGUCUGGACUUCAGGAAACAAAACGUUUUUUGUUGCUGGCAGCUAACGAAAGCGACAAACAGGCGAUAGUAGUCUUGGAUGCCCAUCUACUUCUCGGAAAGCUCCAUUAUGCAAUGGGAAUGUACGAAGAGGCGCUCCAACAUUAUCAACAAGCUGAGUUGCAAUCCCUCACUGAGAAGCAAUUACCCAGUCGGAGCUUGCGUAUUAUAGCUGAAUCAUUUGCAAUAAAAGGUCUAUGUAUGGAAAAGCAGUUGCCGACAUUGAAGUCAAAGUACAAAGUAGCCGAAUGGCACGAACAGAUUAUCAAGUGUUUCGAAAUAGCUGGUGAUUUGACAUUGGUUUAUCUACAAGAACAAGAUAAAAUAGCGAUGCAGUCACAAAACGGUACCUCUAUCGUCAAUAGCAGUAGCAUAGGUUCUUACUCGCCACAGCCUUCGAAUAAUUCGACCAAGCAUGUAGGACCUAUUUUAGAAACGGCUUUGCAACGUGCACCUCUGUUGCACAUACAGAGCGGGAAUACACAAGCUGCGAUAAAUCGUUACAGAGGUAUACUCUCAGCCGUUGAAUCAACUGCGACUCAAAGUUUACGCCUCACACUGACUCGACAAUUGGCUGAGGUUUUAUUACGUGGAGUCAGCGGUUCGCUCUAUCAAGCUCCCGAACCACCUGCUGUUUCAUUAGGUACUGGCACAACAAAUCGUAGGCUCAACCACUAUUCUUCGGGCACCGGAGUCGCGGAGUCACCGUGGAAGCCGAAAAAAUAUGUGGGACCAAAUUUGUUCGUACCACGAAACGAAAACGAGGAAAUGAUAUUACUGCUGCUUAUAAGCGAAGCAAUGGCCGUGAGAGACGCAGUUCUCAGUCAAUCGCCGGAAUUUAAGGAAGCAAGAUUGCAUGCUUUUGAGAAUGCGACUGCGGUUUAUGAUCUCCUGACCGUUGUCGUCGUACGAUGGAGCCAAGUGGAACUUUUGUUCGAGUCUUUCGAGCGAGCUAUGAAGUUUUCUCAUCAGGAAGUUCACGUUUGGACGCAGUAUGCUCUCUGUUUGAUAAAUCUCGCGAGAUACACACAUGCGUAUGCCGUGCUAAAAGUUGUUGCGAGAUUAUCGCCAUCGAAGGUGGUACCCUGUUUAUUGGCUGCGAGGCUGUGCUACGAACAUCUCAAUAUGAUCAAAGAGGGUGUCGAGUGGAGUCAAAAAGCUUUGCAACGCGAGACAUCGAGUCCUCAGGGCUUACAAUCGCGUUGCCAUCUCUACAUCGGAAUUGGGAACAGCAUUUUAUCGUCGAACACGAUACUCAAACAGGACAAGGUUCAUCACACUACCACUGCUCUCGAUUGUUUUCACAAAGCACAGCAAUGCGAUCCGAAUGAUCAUCUUGCCGAAUACUACCUCGCGCACGAAUACGCUGUAAAUCGACAGAUAAACGAUGCGAUGGUGCACGUAAAAGUCGCCUUGAAUCUGCGAGCCGAACACAUACCGUCCUUGCACUUAUUGGCACUUUUGUUAUCGGCUCACAAACAAUACAGCGACGCGCUUCAUCUGAUAAAUAGCGUGCUCGAAGAAUAUCCGGACAAUCUUAAUUUUCUGUACGUCAAGGCUAAUCUCGAACUUCAUAGUUUGGGCGGUGACGAAGCUUUGUUUACGAUCAAACGAAUGCUGCAUCUUUGGCGAAGCUUGUACGAGGAUCAAACAAAUGUCGAUUGUAAUGAUCAACAAAGCGAAAAACGCAGCGAAACGAGAAGCGUUUUUCAACUCUACACUUCGGAAAUGUCCGAUAAAGAUUCCAGUUCUCUCCACGCACAAUCGUUGGCUGCUUCGAGAAUAGAGCAAGCGCUUUCAGAGGUUGCUUCAUCGCUGAGCUCGUUCACUCCAAAACCAGGACCUCAAAGAGCCUGGCACUUGCAAUUACAAAUUUGGCUUUUGCUCGCCGAAGUAUUCUUGGCGUUGGAUCGACCCGAGGGUGCUACUUUAUCCUUGCAAGAAGCGACGAAUAUUUUUCCCAUGAGUCACCACAUCAUGUACACCAGAGGCUUGUUGCACGAAUACAAACUCGAAUACGCUGAGGCAAAACAAUGUUACCAAAAUGCAGUUUCCAUAAAUCCAUCGCACAUAAAAAGUCUUCAACAUUUGGGUCUGAUUUACCAUUACCUCGGGAGUCAGAGGCUAGCAGAAAAAACUCUUCGCGAUGCGGCGAAGAUCGAUCCGAAUUCUCAUCAGACUUGGUACAAUUUGGGGAAAGUACUCGAGUCACUCGGUGAAAUGGAAACAGCGAAUGAUUGCAUGGCAACGGCACUGGAGGUCGAAACCACGAAUCCUAUUUUACCAAUAAUGUCCAUUCCAAUAACUUUCGAGUGAAGCCCAGUAACAGAAAAAUGGAAGAAGUUGUGAUAAAGGAAAAAGUAAUAAGACGUUGCGAAAAUCAAGAGAUAACGACGAGAUUUUGUGAAGGCUUUUUCUUGGUUCACGUUGAUGGAAAAAUUGACUAAGGAAUUUCCUGUUGAUCGCGCAAUCGACUCUGAUCGGAAUAUAUUACCUACCAAUCUGCCUAAUGUACAUUAUUUCUUCAAAUUGGGCUUUCGAAAAAUCUACUUCCAUGCCGGCCGUGGAUGCUGGAUUUUUCGUACGGGUAUCAUUAAUCGGUAUUGUGGUCGUUCGAAUUAUCCACAUGAAAUAAUCAAUGAAUAUCCUUGUAAAUUACGAUUUAUGCCAAUUCGAAGCUUUCUCCGCGACGUCGUGUUUGCAUGGAUAAAUAUUUAAUCACCCAGGCAAAAAUAACACGUUAAGACGACUUUUUAUUUCAUUAUUUACUGAUAUUUCAAAAACAGGAUCCUAGAGUUUUUGUACCAAUUAUUUAAUCUUGACGUGUACAACUAGCAAACAGAGAAUUUCUUCAUAAAUCGAAAACAAAUUUUCAUUAUCGUUCCGUUCGGAAAAAAUCAACGAGUCGUUCGAAUCAUUGUUUCGUAUUCUCCCCCGUUCAAGAAUUCAAUGGAAAAAAAAUUAAUCAUCGCAAAUUGUUUAUUGUCACGAAUGUUUUUAUUCGCACGAUGAACCCAUUUCACGUUGAAUACUAUGUCAGUACCUCGUUGAGAAAAAAUCAUUGCCAAUACAAUGGAAUUGUGAGACUCCUUCGAAAGUUAUCAGUCCAUGGGAGUCUUAAACUUUAUUGAAACAUAAAUCAUUAUUGACAGAAAGUUCACAAAAAAGUAAAAGAAAAAAAAAGUCAAUAUCAAUAUUGAUAUUAAUUGAAACGUAAUGCAUGAAUUUUUUUAUUCAACCUGAAAUUGUAAAACAAAUUUUAGAAGGGUUAAAAAAUCGAGAAGUUCAAAACAUUUAAGGUAUUUGAGAGCACUGCAGAAUAUCUACCAUUAUAGUUGAUUGUGGAAGUAAUGGUGGAAAAAAUUGGCGAAAAGUUAAAAUAAUUGAUUAUAUUUUAUGGAAUGCAUAUUUCAAUGUUUGACGAUAAAUCGUGAUGAUUUGCCGCGAAUGUAUUUUGGUGAAAAAAAAAAAUGCGACAAAAAUAAUGAAUAAUUGCAUUUUUUGAAUAGCACAUAGAAAAAAUUUUGAAACGAAAAUCUAAUCCAAAAGAAAAAGACUGAAUUAAAGAACCAAGUCUUCUCGACAAUAACAACAUCGUAUUUGUGGGUGAAACAUAAUUUAUCAAAUAGAUGUGCCCUUCGUUAUUAUAUAGAGUUCGAACGAAACACACACAUUAGUCGCGAUGAGUUAUUUUUAUUUACGAUGAAUUAACGCUGGCUUCAUUUCGAGCGUGUUAUUUUUACCUGAAUACAUUUACGAUUGGCUUCGUAAGACACUCUCCAAGAGGCAAUAAAAACGUUGAAAAACUCGUGUCAAGCCAUCACUCGGAGAGUCUAGCGGCGAAAGUGGGAAGCAUCGAAAUGGCGGUCGUAAAUCCGUUAUGAUCACCAGCGCCACAGUUGAAUCCUUUUUUCGUCAAGCUCAAUUUUUGACAAACCACUGGAAUCGUGUCGUGACCUUGACUGUCUAGGAAUUUCGAUGCACAUAAAACGAAUACAGACAAAAGAGACGAGGCGAUGUUGAGCCGAUGCUUCGCAGAAUGGGAGAAAGAGACGAAGAGAUGAGAGCCCUACGUGCUCGAUUUGUCUAUUAUGCUAAAACACGCGACACAGAGAAGCGUCGUUUUUGCUUUACUAUCGUGCCAGUAGUACCUGCUUACUUCAUUGCAGUAUUUCCCGAACGUAUAAAUAAGACGAAGAUUAAAUAAGAACAAAAAUGAAUCGACAUGUUGAUAAUGUUUGAAUUGUACAAAUCGUUUAAUGUAUCAUACAUUGAUAUAUAUUAUAUAUAUGGUGUAAAAGAGUUUAAUAAAGAGUUAUGCCGAUGCGAUGGUCCGAAAUAUCCGUAUAUUCCGACCAUUCGAAAGGUAUGAAAUAAUAAAAUA
Venturia canescens is the source of this 4860-nucleotide messenger RNA. It is a transcript of the gene Ttc7, whose product is annotated as tetratricopeptide repeat domain 7. The coding region runs from base 225 to 2792 and encodes 855 amino acids. The transcript is spliced from 11 exons. Gene Ontology annotation, molecular function: protein binding. Lineage: Eukaryota; Metazoa; Arthropoda; Insecta; Hymenoptera; Ichneumonidae. Gene Ontology annotation, cellular component: plasma membrane. The record is from RefSeq and is a predicted model, not a curated record. Gene Ontology annotation, biological process: phosphatidylinositol phosphate biosynthetic process; protein localization to plasma membrane.